UCAGCAAAGGCAUCCUAACAUUGUACUGUUAAUUGGUGUCUAUUAUCCUCCUCGUUCACAAUUACCAAUGUUAGUAAUGGAGUAUCUUCCUUUAUCACUCACACAAUGUCUGGAGAGAGAAGAGCUACCACUUCAAAUGAAGUAUUCUAUUCUUCUUGAUGUUGCUAAGGGUUUGUGUUAUCUUCAUGGUAAACGUCCUCCUAUUGUACAUCGUGACCUCACUGCUAAUAACGUGUUACUGACCUCUUCAUACUCAGCUAAGAUAUCAGAUCUAGGAGUAUCAAGAUUAGUCGAUACCUUUAAAAAGCAUCACCUUACUAUGGCACCUGGUAAUGCUAUGGUAAUGCCACCAGAAGCUCUUAAAGAUAAUCCGGUAUAUGAUCACAAGUUAGAUGUAUUCUCUUAUGGUUGUCUCAUUCUUCAUGUACUUACUGGUCAAUUCCCUGAGCCUACAAACCAGUUUGUUCCUGAACCUGGUAAAGAAAAAUCCUUCACAAAAGCAUUAGAAUGGGAUAGAAGAUCAAACUACAUUAAAGAUUUACCAAAAGAGAAUGAGCUCCUUCCUUUAGCAAGGGAUUGUCUUAAUGAUGUUCCUACUGAUAGACCAGAAAUGAUUUACUCUUUUGAAUUCAUGGAGCAGGUUCUAUCAAAAUAUCCAAAAAUGAAAAGUAUUACAGAAUUAAUGAAAGAGAAUGAAGCAGCAGAAAAACAUAUUUAUGACUUAGAUGCAGAAAUUAAAGUAUUAAAGCUUGAGAAAGUAGAAACUGAACAACUGAGAAUAAAUCAUGAACAACUGACAGCAGAAAUGAAACACUUACAAAGUAUUCUUAUAUUAAAAGAAAAAGAAUUAAAUCAUUGCACUCGAGUACUAAAAAAAACUGUGAGGAGUAAAGAUGAACUUAAGCAACAAGAAGACAAUAUGGAUUUACUCACUAAAGUAGAAGUUGAUUUAAAGGAAGAGGAUUUGAUAGAGCUUGCUGCAAUGAAGGAGGUGAGUGCAACAAGAAAACACGAGCAGCAGCUAUCUGAAUGUCAGAAAGAAAGUGAGGUCAGAGUACAAGUAGCUAAAGAGCAGCAGUCCAAAGCAUGGACUGUAGGCAGUUCGUUUUUUCCUACAUUAUCACGUGUCGAAGCUGAGACUAUACUCAAGCAAGAGAAUAAAGAUGGAACUUUUGUUGUUAGAAAUUCCAGUCGAGAAAACUGCAAUAUCGUAUCAUUAUGUUUUAAAGGUCAAAUCAGGCAUUAUCGCAUUAUGAAUGAUGAUAAGAAAAAAUAUUUUAUAUCUGAGGGACAUCGCUUUCCAACAAUUGCAGAAGUUAUUGAAUAUCACAAACUGAACAGAGGAGGUUUAGCUACCAGAUUAAAACGACUCCCUGCUGUGUUAGUCCCAAAUCAACCAGUUCUCUCAUCUGCAUUUGGUAAUUUGUGAUAGAUACAAUG
Amphimedon queenslandica is the source of this 1440-nucleotide messenger RNA. RefSeq names its product receptor-like protein kinase 2. Gene Ontology annotation, molecular function: protein kinase activity; ATP binding. The record is from RefSeq and is a predicted model, not a curated record. The coding region runs from base 68 to 1429 and encodes 453 amino acids. Lineage: Eukaryota; Metazoa; Porifera; Demospongiae; Haplosclerida; Niphatidae. Gene Ontology annotation, biological process: protein phosphorylation. The transcript is spliced from 5 exons.